AUGGUGAAGAUGAUGGACGAAGAAUCCACCAAGCGUUACUGUCUGACCAACAAGGACCUGCUGACUCUAACACCAGCUGAGGUGAGGCCGGCCAGUAAGGUCCAGGCUGGUCAGGAGGUCAGAGGGGUCAGUGUGGUGCCUCAGAGGAAGGCAGACGAGCCGGACGGCGACACGGCUGAGAUGCCGACAGACAUGUGGUGCCCGUCCUGCAUCAGCCUGAGGCACAGGUGUCCUCGCCCCCGGGGACUCCUCGGCCUCCUCAUCACCAAAGCCGUCCUGUUUGCCCUGUUGUUCGGUGUGGUCUGGUCCAUCACGGGAAGUGAGUGUUUACCUGGGGGGAACCUGUUUGGCAUCGUCAUCCUCUUCAUCACUUCGGUGCUGGGAGGGAAGCUUGUUGGAAUGAUCCAGUUUCCCACCCUCCCUCCGAUCCCCCCUCUGCUGGGCAUGUUGCUGGCUGGACUGCUGCUGCGAAACAUCCCCUACAUCACCGAUGCCAUCUACAUCGACACCCACUGGUCCGCUGCUCUGAGGAACAUCGCGCUCUCCAUCAUCCUGACCCGGGCCGGCCUGGGCUUGGAUCCCUCGGCCUUGCGGCGCCUGAAAGCUGUGUGUGUGCGUGUUGCCAUCAGCCCGUGCAUGGUGGAGGCCUGCACCGUCGCUCUGGUGUCCCACCUGCUGCUGGGCCUGCCCUGGGUUUGGGGCUUCAUUCUGGGUUUUGUGUUGGCCGCAGUCUCCCCUGCUGUUGUCGUUCCAUCCAUGCUGCUGCUCCAGAAAGAAGGAUAUGGAGUCGAGAAGGGCAUCCCUACUCUUCUGAUGGCUGCUGGGAGUUUUGACGACAUCCUGGCAAUAACCGGGUUUUCCACCUGCCUGGGGAUCGCGUUCUCUACAGGCUCCACCUGGAUGAACAUUCUGAAGGGUCUGCUGGAGGUGGUCGGAGGAAUCAUUGCCGGGCUCUUCCUAGGUCUCUUCUUGUGCUGGUUCCCGUGUUCAGACCAGGAGGACCUGGUCUUGACCCGAACCCUCAUGCUGUUGGGUCUGUCCAUAUUUUCCGUCUUCUGCAGUCAUGUUGUUGGUUUCGCCGGCGCUGGUGGUCUCUGCACUCUGGUUUUGGCCUUCAUGGCUGCUCUCGGCUGGAAGUCUGACAAAGUACCAGUGGCCGCCAUGGUGGGGCGCUCCUGGGACGUGUUUCAGCCGCUGCUCUUUGGGUUGAUAGGAGCUGAGAUCACCAUAGCAACCCUCAGUCCCAGUACUGUGGGUCUGGGUCUGGCCUGCAUCGGCGUCGGCCUGGUGAUCCGCCUGCUCAUCACCUUCCUGGUGGUCCACUUUGGAGGCUUCACACUGAAGGAGAAACUCUUCAUUUCGGUCGCUUGGCUGCCAAAAGCCACUGUGCAGGCGGCCAUCGGCUCCAAGGCCCUGGACAUGGCGAGGGAGGAGGGCAAUGAAGCCUUCGUCAAGUUUGGCCUGGACGUGCUAACAUUAGCCGUUCUAGCAAUCCUGACCACAGCCCCCAUCGGAGCGCUCGGCAUCGGCCUGGCAGGUCCGCGUCUGCUGGUGCAGCAGGUCAAAGGUCAGAAUGAAAUGUCACACGAAACAGAUGAGGCUGAUGAGACAGAGGGCGGAGCCUCGCCGUCCAGUGGCCCCGCCGUCGGUCAGCAAAACGUUGCCUUUGAAAGCAAGUUGUAA
Messenger RNA from Synchiropus splendidus (mandarinfish), 1683 nucleotides. RefSeq names its product sodium/hydrogen exchanger 9B2. The coding region runs from base 1 to 1683 and encodes 560 amino acids. The record is from RefSeq and is a predicted model, not a curated record. The transcript has 15 exons. Gene Ontology annotation, cellular component: membrane. Lineage: Eukaryota; Metazoa; Chordata; Actinopteri; Syngnathiformes; Callionymidae. Gene Ontology annotation, biological process: proton transmembrane transport. Gene Ontology annotation, molecular function: antiporter activity.